Messenger RNA from Macrosteles quadrilineatus (aster leafhopper), 454 nucleotides. RefSeq names its product RING-box protein 2 (gene Roc2). Gene Ontology annotation, molecular function: cullin family protein binding; ubiquitin protein ligase activity; zinc ion binding. NCBI's taxonomy places the organism in Eukaryota, Metazoa, Arthropoda, Insecta, Hemiptera, Cicadellidae. The record is from RefSeq and is a predicted model, not a curated record. The coding region runs from base 96 to 401 and encodes 101 amino acids. Gene Ontology annotation, biological process: protein ubiquitination; ubiquitin-dependent protein catabolic process. The transcript has 2 exons. Gene Ontology annotation, cellular component: Cul5-RING ubiquitin ligase complex; nucleus.
ACUGGUGGUGGUGGUAGACUGUUUUGUUUUGUCUGUUGUCCGUUGUCUAUACUGUAUAUUUCGGAUUGUAGUUUGCUAAUUUGUGUUUAGAAUUUAUGGAAUCAGAUAGUUCGAAAUCUGACAAAAUGUUUUCUUUAAAAAAGUGGAAUGCUGUUGCUAUGUGGAGCUGGGACGUAGAAUGUGAUACUUGUGCCAUUUGUCGUGUUCAAGUGAUGGAUGCUUGUCUACGCUGUCAAGCAGAGAGCAAGCAAGACACGAGGUACGGCAGACAAGACUGUGUCGUGGUGUGGGGAGAGUGUAACCACAGUUUCCACUACUGCUGCAUGUCGCUGUGGGUCAAGCAGAACAAUCGCUGUCCCCUCUGCCAGCAAGAAUGGUCCAUCCAGCGCAUGGGCAAGUAGCCCACAGCAAAUAUGUUUUGUGUCAUGUUGGUAAUAAAAUUGUUUUCAAUGUA